This is a messenger RNA of Phycodurus eques (leafy seadragon), 3114 nucleotides long. RefSeq names its product gastrula zinc finger protein XlCGF57.1-like. Gene Ontology annotation, biological process: regulation of transcription by RNA polymerase II. The transcript is spliced from 3 exons. Gene Ontology annotation, cellular component: nucleus. Gene Ontology annotation, molecular function: DNA-binding transcription factor activity, RNA polymerase II-specific; RNA polymerase II cis-regulatory region sequence-specific DNA binding. NCBI's taxonomy places the organism in Eukaryota, Metazoa, Chordata, Actinopteri, Syngnathiformes, Syngnathidae. Bases 315 to 2141 code for a protein of 608 amino acids. The record is from RefSeq and is a predicted model, not a curated record.
GAUCAUGGGUAAUACAUCUCCCUUCCCUUCUCGCCAUGCGGGAGGAGGGACGAUUGUGCUUCAGCAAAUCCUCCUGAAUUUGGACCGAAUGUUGUGAAUCUUCGACGCUUGACGCCCCUGAUCGCGACUUUAGUGGACUAAAACAUCAUUCGUACAAUCUUCGUGUCCGGUUGGAGUCGUCUCGUGCACGUUGAAGCUUCUCGGCCUAGCUUAGUUUAGCUUAGCUUGCUAACAAAGAAACGCGUUUGUGAGCAACACUUCGCUAAGCAGAGAUCAAGCGUGAGAGCAGAAAGUGUUGCGAUCGUCGUGUGAAAAUGUGUGCAAGGAGGACAGCAGAGAACGGGGAGGAACUUUGUGGCCCAAAAGGGGAGAAGGAGCCACAACGUCAACUACUGGACGCUGUGUUCAAUCUGCAGCCUCGAAUUGUGCUACACAGAGCAGACGUCAGUGAAAAUCUUCAUCCUGAGCGGCAGCAGUCAGUGUCCCCUCACAUCAAAGAGGAAGAGGAGGAUGAAGAGGUUCAACACAUCAAAGAGGAGGAGGAAGAGUUCCUUCGCAUUAAAGAGGAAGAGCAGGAGGGAAUCAUCAAGGUUCCAUCGACUGGUGUCCCUUUGAAGAGUGAAGAUGAAGGUCAAAGUGAGGAGAGACGAGGGGUGGAGCCAUCAAACAGCAACAACUCAAGUGAUGGAGACCACUGUGGAGGAUCACAAACAGACGGUGAUGAUGAUGAUGAUGUUGAUGAACAGUUGGAAGGUGAUAUGACAUGUCACACUACCAGCAAAUGCUGGAAAUGUUCUAAAUGUAGGAAAACCUUUCCUUCUAAGAGCAAUUUCAAACAACACAUGAAAAUACACACUGGUCAGAAAUCUUUUGGAUGCUCAGUUUGUGGGCAAAGGUUCUCUCAGAAGGGAACCUUAAAAGGUCACAAAAGAACCCACUCUGGUGAGAAGCCUUUUGCAUGCUCAGUUUGUGGUCCAAGAUUCUCCCUCAAGGGAAGCUUAAAAAUACACACAAGAACCCACACCGGUGAGAAACCUUUUGGAUGCUCAGUUUGUGGUCAAAGAUUCUCCCGAAAGGAAAGCUUAAAAUUGCACACAAAAACACACACUGGUGAGAAACCUUUUGCAUGCCCAGUUUGUGGUCAAAGGUUCUCUCGAAAGGGACAUUUGACACUUCACGCAAGAACACAUACUGGUGAGAAACCUUUUGCAUGCUCAGUUUGUGGGCAAAGGUUCUCUCGAAAGGGACAUUUGACACUUCACGCAAGAACACAUACUGGUGAGAAACCUUUUGCAUGCUCAGUUUGUGGGCAAAGGUUCUCUCGAAAGGGACAUUUGACACAUCACGCAAGAACACACACUGGAGAGAAGCCUUUUGCAUGCUCAGUUUGUGGUCAAAGAUUCUCCAUAAAGAAAAGCUUAAAAAUACACACAAGAACACACACUGGUGAGAAACCUUUUGCCUGCCUAGUUUGUGGUCAACGGUUCUCUCAGAAGGGAACCUUAAAAGGUCACAAAAGAACCCACUCUGGUGAGAAGCCUUUUGCAUGCUCAGUUUGUGGUCAAAGGUUCUCCCUAAAGAAAAGCUUAAAAAUACACACAAGAACCCACACUGGUGAGAAACCUUUUGGAUGCUCAGUUUGUGGGGAAAGGUUCUCUCAGAAGGGAACCUUAAAAGGUCACAAAAGAACCCACACCGGUGAGAAACCUUUUGCAUGCUCAGUUUGUGGUCAAAGAUUCUCCCGAAGGGGAAGCUUAAAAUUACACACAAGAACACACACUGGUGAGAAACCUUUUCCCUGCACAGUUUGUGGUCAAACUUUCUCUCAGAAGGGAACCUUAAAAGGUCACACAAGAACACACACUGGUGAGAAACCUUUUGCAUGCUCAGUUUGUGGGCAAAGGUUCUCUCGAAAGGGACAUUUGACACUUCACGCAAGAACACAUACUGGUGAGAAACCUUUUGCAUGCUCAGUUUGUGGGCAAAGGUUCUCUCGAAAGGGACAUUUGACACAUCACGCAAGAACACACACUGGAGAGAAGCCUUUUUCCUGCUCAGGUUGUGGUCAAAGAUUCUCUCGUAAGGCUCUGGUUAAGACACACAAGUGUCCUGGUGAGACAAGCAGUGAUCAAGAAGAAUAACUGAAAUAUCACACAGCCAUAAGUAUUCAGACCACAGCAAAGGGUCUGAAUACUGAUGGCUGUGUGAUAUUUCACUUCUUCUUUUUUCAUAAAUCAGCAAAAAUUUCAACCAUUUUUUUUUUCUGUCAAUAUGGGGUGCUGUGUGUACAUUAAUGAGGGAAAAAAAUAAGUGAUUUUAGCAAAUGGCUGCAAUAUAACACAUAUAAAAUUUAAGGGGGGUCCAAAUACUUUCCGUACCCACUGUAUGUAUGUAUGUAUCGAUCAAAUAUAUGGAUAGAUCACAAAUUUGUUUCUGCAGAUGGCAUUGAGUGACAGAUGUGGACUGUCACAAUGUCGCACGACCCAUAACGAAGGUCUCCUGUCCCGAAACUGCGGCUGAUCUGAUUUGAGCUUAUCUGAUCCAUAAAAGCUAAAGUUUGAAGCUGUCAUGGGUAGAAAUGUCUGCAUAUAUUUUGGCGAUGAUUGUUGACAGUUGUGGGACAUGAAGCCACGUUUCUUGGGUUCAUGCAUGAGGCUUGCAAGGAUGUGGUGCUCGCCCGGCGUGUUUGUGUCAUUUUAAUGAUGGCGUCCUUAUCCAUCCCAAUCUAUAAGUUUGCGUUUUUUAUUUUUAUUUUUUUGUCAAGCACAUUAAAGUCGUGAUUGAACAUAAUUUCGGGGUACGAGCUGUUGUUCAUGUGAUGCAAAGAUAUAUGACAGCAAUGUAAGAUAUACAACGUAAUACCAGCUUGAACAAGGCGGUGUUUGGAAACUCAAGCAAUUUCCUGAAAAGUUGUCAUUUUGAAGGUGAGGGGAUUCCACCUGACAGCUGCGAUAUACAAAUAUGACCAAUGACUGCCACUUCAUAGUAUGGUACAUUCCUUUUCCCCACACCAGCUAUGCCAGUGCUUUUCAAUUUUGUUGAUGAAAAAGGGGCGUUCAAAAGGGAAUUAGUUAUUUACCAAUUGCUCCAAAAUGUAUUGACAUUAUUGGAAAU